CGACCGCCCCCUAGCUGUACUGGCGCACACGCCCCCUCCAAGGCGCCAGGAUGAAUGUAAUCACCAUUCACGAGAGCCCCUUCAACGGAGGCAUGUUGGGCCCCGCGACCCCGGGCUCCGGCCCAUCGGCCUCGUCGUCUGUCGGGUCUCUGCUGUGUGAUUCGUGUGUUCUGCCCACUUCGCCAAGUUCUUGCGCCUCGGGGCCCGUGUGCCCCCGUCGUCUUGCGUCGGUGGACUUCUCCGGCAGUGCCAGUCGCGGUCUCUUCCCCUUCAAUCCCCUGGUCCAGCCGCUUCGGAUAGCCAUUCGCUCGGAGAGCCACCAUGAUUUGACCGAUCUGGCCAUCGCGCUGGCCCUCCAGCCCGAAGGGAUCCUCUGCCCGGUGUUUUCCCACGGGAGCGGUGUUUUCACCGCAUCGCUGAGUUUCCUCGGGCCGGAUGCCGGUCCCGAUGCUUCCCGGGAGCUGGCCCGGCCACACAGCCUCUCCGCCGCCGAAUUGAUCAUCUUCAGCACGGCCGCCGGUGGCGUGGCCAGCGAGCGUCCCGCGCAGGGUGGCAGCCCGGCCGUCCCGAGCUGGCUCGACCGCGCCAUCGCCGCGGGUCUCGCCAUGCCCGAUUGGGUGCCUCUGCAGGUUCUGACCGUGGACCUGUGCAUUCGCGAGAUCCCCCCCUCGGUGAGCGAGUGUCUGCUCUUGGACCAAGCCCACUCACGCGGCACGGCCCUGGCUUCCUCUUCCUCCGACAGGAUCUCCCUCUCCCGGGAUGCCAGUGUCGAGCGGGACCUGAUUGAGGUGGUCGCCUCGUGCACUUUGACCGAUGUGGUCGGUCAGCUGCCCGGCGAUCCUGCCCCGGGGGGUGCCUCCUCGCCCGGCCGGUCGAGCCAGGAUCCGGCCCUCUCGUCCUCGGCCCCGGCUGCGCUGGUGCACGACUCUUGCCCGGCCCAGGGCCCCCUCGAUGGCCAUAUCCCCAUCCCGGAGCCCAUGUCAUCCAGUGUGGAGCCGGUGCGGGGGUUUGACAUGGCCACCGGGGGCUCUGCGACCCCGGGGGCAACGGCCGCUGGCCCGCGGCGGCGUGGGCGCAGCUUCCGCCGCGGCUUGCGCCACUACUUCCGCAAAUCCGCCGACACCAGCGGCCACUCCUCGGCCAUGGGGGGCUCCGGCGACUCGCGGGCCCUGAGCCCCCCGCCCCCGGGCUCGGCGGCCAACAGCACGAGCAGCCGAGAUCUGCUGGAGGUGGACCGGCGCCUGUCGCAGCUGUGCUCGCGUCUCCUGCAGGUGGACCCUUUGGUGCCGGAGGUGGCGACCACGGAUCGGGCGCGCGGAGGCGCCCCCGGGCCGGCUGGCAGCUGGAGCCCCACGGCCGACAUCGCCUCCACCGGGCCCGGGCUGAAUCUUUGUCUGUGGGGCCUGGCCUUGGGGCAUCCCCAUGGCGUGGCCUCGCAGCAGACCCUCGUCGACUCGGACGUGUGGGAUCUCCUGUCUCAGCUGCUCAGCCGCGUGUCCUCGCCGCACUGCCGGUCUGUGGCCCACCCGCUCAGUAGCCCGCACUUGACGCGGCUGUCCCUUGUGCAGUGCUAUCUGGGUGACCGUGGCCUGGAGGUCCUCAUGAAGUCCAUGGUGGCCGGCUGGCAGUGGCUGAUGUUCGCCUCGUGGAUCAACUCGUCCCCCGGCGUCGAGGCCGGAUCCGAGCGGCAUCUUCACCACCGGCGCGAGGGCCGUCUCCUGGAGGGCAUUCUCCAACCGUGGCCCAUCGAGCUUGAUCUUGCUUCCAAUUCCAUCACCCCGCUGGGCUGUCAGUAUCUCGCCGACUGGCUGUCCUUUCCCGUGUCCAUUCGCAGCCUGAACCUCGAAUCCAACCCGCUCCUGCCGGAGGGCGUGACCGCGGUGGUCCAGGCCCUUUGGCGUUCGCGUGUCACCUCCGAGCCUUCCAGCCUGGAGGAGCUCAACCUCAAUAGCACGUCGGCCGGCGAGGCGGUGGCCGCGGUCGGCGCGAUGCUCGCCCACGGCUGGCCCGGCGCGGCGGCGGCCUCGCCAGACACCCACUCCGCCACCGCCACCCCGAUCACGGGCAGCCCCAGGCUCGAUGAAGGCCCCUCCCUGGUGCCAUUGUUUAACCUCCAGCGCGGGACCCUCUCCUCGGGGCCCGUUCACCUGCGUGUCCUGCGACUGGCGGGUUGCGAUCUGCACGAUUUGUCCCCGCUGGCCAUGGCCCUGCGUGUCAACCAGUCUCUCGAGCAUCUCGACCUGAGCCAAAAUCUCGGCAUCAACAUGGCCUCCAUGCUGGACCUGGUGGAGGCCCUGCGCCAGGGUGGCUGUCGCAGCCUGACCCUCCUCAACCUGGAGAUGACCGACCUCUCGGACGAGGUAGCCAAUGCUCUUGCCGAGCUCCUCCGCUUCCAAGCGGACCAACGCCAAGCCACCGAGCAGCCGGCCUCGCCGGUGGCCAUUGCCCCGGCCACCGAACUCGCCGGCGAUCAGACACCUCCGAGUGAUGAUGUGCCCUCAAUGCCAGCUGGCCGCGUGCUUGCCAGCCGUCUGCGUGUUCUCAACCUCCGGCACAACAACCGUGUUGGCUUUGCCUCCUGGGCCAGCUUCGGCCGGGUCCUGGCCCACCCGGCGAACGGCCUCGAGAGUCUGGACCUUGCGGACUGCUCGAUCGGCUGUCGCGGGCUGUGCCUCCUCUUUGAGAAGGCCCUUCUGGCUGGCCAUCAGCCCCUGCAGCUGCCUGACCUGGACCUCUCGUACAAUGACAUCGGCGAUGCCGGGGUCGGGGCUCUGUCCGGCUUCUUGGCCGCGCUCCCCUCUCACAGUGUCCUGAACCGCAUCGUCCUCCGGGGGAACCGCAUCACCAAACUCGGCAUGGAUCAGCUCCUGCAGGCUGUCGAGCAGGUGGUUUCCCGCAGCGACCCCGAGGCCCCGUGGCGUGCGGCUGUCAACCUCGACAGCAACCACAUCGAGCCCAAGUGGUGGGGGCUCCGGCAUGCCACGUCCCCGCCCCCGGGCGGAGUUACCGACGCAGCUCCGCCGUCUCCGCAGGCACAUCCCUAGUGCGCGACCGCUCCCGUUAAGGGGGGGGGGGAAGUACAUGCGUCUUCCCCUGUCUGGGCUGGCGUAUCCGCCUCCCACUCCCUUGCCCCCCCCCCCCCACCUCCCUUGCUGGUCAACACGCAGAGCGUUUGCUGAAAUGUUGCU
Fonticula alba is the source of this 3188-nucleotide messenger RNA. RefSeq lists its product as hypothetical. The record is from RefSeq and is a predicted model, not a curated record. Gene Ontology annotation, biological process: activation of GTPase activity; nucleocytoplasmic transport. Gene Ontology annotation, molecular function: small GTPase binding; GTPase activator activity. The transcript is spliced from 7 exons. Gene Ontology annotation, cellular component: perinuclear region of cytoplasm; nucleus; cytosol. Lineage: Eukaryota; Rotosphaerida; Fonticulaceae. Bases 51 to 3044 code for a protein of 997 amino acids.